This is a messenger RNA of Peronospora matthiolae, 1629 nucleotides long. NCBI's taxonomy places the organism in Eukaryota, Oomycota, Peronosporomycetes, Peronosporales, Peronosporaceae. The record is from the annotation of a GenBank genome assembly.
AUGGCACCUUCGUUGACUGUUGCAGUUGACACCGAUUCUGCUGCGAAGGUGUUGGUAAUGGUGCAUAGCUGCACUCGUUCGGACCACAGAGACUGCACUGCUUAUCGAGUUGAAAGAGCUGCGCGUAGUUGUCGAGUGAGGUCGUGGUACGCGCAUAUGGUGCUGAUCCAUUUGUCUGAGUUUGGGGCUGAGGCAGCACGAGGUCUUGUGUUGCCAACGCUGUUUACCUACGUCCAGGAACUCGGCGGUGGGCUGGAGGAAGUUGGUUUACUCACUGCACUCUUUAGUGUCGGAAGGUUCUUCUCGUCGCUCUUGUUCGGUUGGCUCUGUGAUCGCACGUCGUUUCGAGUGCUGUACAACGUUGCGGGCGCUUGUUCAGUGCUGGGCAACUUGAUGUAUGUACUGCCAUAUAGUUCGUCCGUACGCAACCGGACGCUGCUUGCCCUCAGUCGAUUGGUGAUUGGGUUUGGCGCCGGCAAUCGAAGUGUUUGUCGAGCCAACAUCGCCAUGCUCACGCGCGUGGACCAGAGGCUGGAGUACUUUACGCUUUUUGCUACGGUCGUUUUCCUCGCGUACGCACUGACUCCAGGACUUGGAAGUGUCAUAGGUGAGACGCAGAUCGAGAUUGCUACUGACCUACUGCAGUUCAACCGGUUCACUGCUCCAGGUUUUCUGCUUGUAGCGCUCAACUUGUUUACGAUACUCGUUAACAACCUGGUUUACGACGAGUCAAUUUCGCGUGAUGACGCUCGAGGAUCUCCAAAGGUCAUUGCAUCUGUACCUGUAUCGUCGGAGAGCACGAAGCCGAACGUGAAUGAGCUAACAAUUGUUGUCGACAAAUUGGAGAAGUCUACCGAAAAAGUUGCCGAAAAGAAACCCACACAAGAGGUGAUGUCGCCCAUUUUAUCGGAUCAAGCGGUGACUGUGGGCAUGCUGGUAUUUAUCUUCUUGAAUUUCAUCACGCGCGGAAUCCUUUCCAUUUUCGAGACUGUGAAUGUGCCGCUAUUCCUGCAACUGACGAAUCGAAACACCAUUCAGGAACAGGACUCUGUCGAGGCUACACGUGAUGCGUCCACUUUCUAUCUCGUCAUUGGGCUCUUGGGAUUAAUCUCGUACGGUUCGGUGCACGUGUUGCGCAAAAAGGUCCCUGACACGGGCUUUUUGCUCUUUGGCUUUGCCAUGCUGCUCGUGGGCAACGCAAUUCUACUUACAGUGUGUGCAGGUAUGCAAUUGAACAACGAACGAAGCGACGACGCAGACCACUCUCAGCAGCAAUUUGACAUCUUUGCGACUGCCGAGGUUUUCGUUUGGAGCGUUGGCUGCCCACUAACAUCGGCCGUGGUAGUGUCAGCGUUCUCGAAAGUCCUUGGCUCACGACCGCAAGGUCUGCUUAUGGGUGUUUUUGGUGCCUCAGCAUCAGUCGCUCGUAUGGUCUUGCCGUUUUUACCGAGUCUACUGGCGUCGUGGCCACUGCUCUUUCUUGUCAACAUGGUGCUAUGUGCCGUCUGCAUUCUGGUGCUAUCGUUGUACCUCGGCUUUAUCUCCAGCCACGGUGACAAGACGGAUGGUAGAUCUACGGUGGUCUACGACAGCGUCCAGCUACACUCAGACGGCCGGGAAGCUGAUUGA